Messenger RNA from Penicilliopsis zonata CBS 506.65, 1761 nucleotides. RefSeq lists its product as hypothetical. The coding region runs from base 1 to 1761 and encodes 586 amino acids. Gene Ontology annotation, cellular component: plasma membrane. Gene Ontology annotation, molecular function: ferric-chelate reductase activity. Lineage: Eukaryota; Fungi; Ascomycota; Eurotiomycetes; Eurotiales; Aspergillaceae. The transcript is spliced from 4 exons. Gene Ontology annotation, biological process: copper ion import; intracellular iron ion homeostasis; iron ion transport. The record is from RefSeq and is a predicted model, not a curated record.
AUGGCCGUCGCCCAGGAGCAGCUCGACAACGGCCUCGAUAAGCGCGGGGGAACUAGCGAGAGCUUCUAUGAGAUGCUCAACGAUGACUUGGCUCGCAUCACCCUGCUGUCGCUCGGGUGCCUCGUCGCGGCCGUGUAUGUCUGGAAACUCUCUCUGCAUUUCUCUGACCAUCUGCGCCGUCUGGCCAGCUUCAGCAAUGACAAGCAGCGGUACUUUCUCUCGCCAAAUCGCACCUGGGCCAACAUCAAGGAGCAUAUUAUCUAUGCCCCUCUCUUUCGCGUCCGCCAUAACCGUGAAUUCAAGCUGUCUCGCGCUGUCAACAUGGGCACCCUGCCUAGUCGGUUCCAUACACUGCUGUUGCUGGGAAUCCUCGCCAUGAACGUCACCCUGUGUGUCGUGACUGUGCCGUACCAUUCCGAAGAGUCCACCACGGCUGGUAUUAUCCGGAAUCGCACGGGGACCAUGUCCGUCGUCAAUAUGAUCCCCCUUAUCCUCCUGGGUGGCCGGAACAACCCGUUGAUUCCGCUGCUUUGUAUCUCGUUUGACACAUACAACCUGCUGCACCGCUGGCUGGGUCGCAUCGUGGUCCUGCAGGCCCUGGCCCAUGUGAUUGCUUGUCUUAUCCCAGAUAUCCAAGAAAAGGGCUGGUCUGCUGAAUGGGCUCAUGUGUUUUCAGACAACUUCCUGCUAGUGGGAUUUAUUUCUUGCGUCGCUUUCGUUGCCAUCGUUGUCCAGUCGCCUUCCGCCCUCCGCCAUGCCUUUUACGAGACUUUUCUUCAUCUCCAUAUCGUCCUCGCGGUCGUCGCUUGCGCCUUUCUGUGGAUACAUCUGGACGGAUUUGUAUCACAGGCCUAUCUUCUCGUCGCUCUCGUCUUUUGGGGUUUUAGUUGGACGGCGCGCUUGGUUAUACUUGCCUAUCGAAACUUCGGCAAUGGUUCCACUACCGCUUUGGUUGAGGCGUUGCCCGGUGAUUGCCUCCGUGUCACCAUCAGGAUGGCUCGUCCCUGGAAAUACCGGCCUGGACAGCAUCUGUACCUGUAUAUCCCCUCGGUGGGAUGGUGGAUGUCACACCCGUUCUCGGUCGGCUGGAGUGAGACCGAGGAGAUCACGAUCGAUGGAAAAGGGAUCCCAAUGACUCACCAGGACGUGCUGGCCUCGCGGAAGACCACGGUAUCCCUUUUGGUGCGCCGCUGCACGGGCUUCACGGACAAAUUAUUCCAGCGCGCACAGAAUAACAUCGGCUCCCGCGUCGUCCUGCGGGCUAUGGUCGAGGGUCCCUAUGGCAGCAUCCAUUCGAUGGAUUCGUACGGCAGUUGCAUGCUCUUCGCCGGCGGUGUUGGCGUCACCCACCUGAUUCCCUUUGUGCAGCAUCUGGUGCGCGGAUAUGCCGAGGGGACCGUGGCCGCACGACGGGUGACCCUGGUCUGGAUCAUCCAGUCGCCUGAGCACCUUGAGUGGAUCCGUCCCUGGAUGACGAGCAUUCUCGGCAUGGAGCGUCGCCGCGAGGUCCUGCGCAUCAUGCUGUUCAUCACUCGCCCCCGGAGCACCAAGGAGAUCCAGAGCCCGAGCACGACCGUCCAGAUGUUCCCGGGCCGCCCGAACAUCGACACCCUGAUCGGGAUGGAGGUGGAAAACCAAAUCGGCGCCAUGGGGGUGUUGGUCUGCGGCAACGGGGGGUUGAGUGACGACAUCCGUCGUGUCUGUCGGCAGCGACAAGGCCGAACUACGAUCGAUUUCAUCGAGGAAAGUUUCACCUGGUAG